AUGCCUAAGGAAAGAGCCACCACCCGCAAGGCCGCCAAGAAGGACGGCGGUAAGAAGAAGAAGGACCCCAACGCCCCCAAGCGUGGUCUUUCCGCCUACAUGUUCUUCGCCAACGAGCAGCGCGAGAAGGUUCGCGAGGACAACCCCGGCAUCAAGUUCGGUAAGUUAUUACUCUCUCACNGUGAUGUUGGCAAGAUCCUCGGUGAGAAGUGGAAGAGCCUCAACGAGAAGCAAAAGACUCCCUACGAGGCCAAGGCUGCCGCCGACAAGAAGCGUUACGAAGAAGAGAAGGCUGCCUACACUGCUGGCGGCGAUGCUGACGAGGAGGAGGAGGAGGAGUAA
Messenger RNA from Aureobasidium vineae, 342 nucleotides. Lineage: Eukaryota; Fungi; Ascomycota; Dothideomycetes; Dothideales; Saccotheciaceae. The record is from the annotation of a GenBank genome assembly.